AACCCUCUCAGGACUAGUUUGACAGGACUAGUUUGAGAGUCCAAAUACCGAAGGAGAUUAGAGGGACUAAAAUCACCUCCGAUUCUGUGGCUCCUAGAUCAGCACUCAGGGUAGAUGCGCAACCUUCGCGCUCCGCCCCCUGUUUCGACCAGAAUCCGCCACCAGCAGCUCCUGCUCCUCCGGGCUCUCCCCCUCCGCGGCUCCGCCCGGACCGGCUCGCAGCUGGCCGGCGCCAGGGGCUCCCUCGUGGCCUCGCCCAGGACUCCAGGAGGCCCCCUGGCCUCCGGCUGCGCUCCGUGUCGGUGCCCGGUGGCUCCGUUUGCUCGCCGACUGCCAUUGCGUCAGACGCCAGACAGCGGUUGGCGACAAUGCUGCAGCAGGAAAUAUUUGGACCGCCGGGACGGUUUGCAAAUUUUAGGAGUAUGUAGUAACUCAGAGGAGUAUUUCAUUGUAAAAUGGCAGCAGAAUUGAAAUGUUGCUGAGAAUAUGCAGAUCCAGCCGUUGCGAUUUGACUGAGAAUUUGAGAUACAGCAGUCUAUUAGAUUUUCAUAAGCCUGUCUGACUGUGUCAAAUAAGGCCAAUUCUUUUUUAUGACUAAUUGACCUACAAAACCCUGUUUAUAUUGAACUUAGUAUCAUCCCCACUCAUGAUGAACACCCCACAAACUUAACCCAGGAGUGCGCACCACGCCUCCAUGCGCCCAAGCCCCAGGACUGCCUCCGCGGCGUCGGCGGCGUGCACCGUGGCUCCACCCUGUCCCUGAUCAGAAUUCCGAUGCCGUGGGGUAGUUCGAUUAUUAUUCUGUAUUCUGAUCUUUGGUAAUUGAUUGUUCCUAAUCUUGAUCUUUGAAUUGAAUUAUACUCUCUCAUAGUGUAUUAGUACUGUUAAUAAUGCGUGCCUAGUCUUUGAAUCUAGGCUAUCUCAUGCUGUGUUGGUAUUGAUAAAGAUGCGUGCCUGUGUUUGUUUUUCGAUUUUAUUCACUUCGACAUAAAUAGUGAAGCUAUUAACUUAAUGGUUGUCAUCAUCGAUUGUGAGGAUUAAGCUAUUAUUAUGGUUUCCGUUACUGAUCGCUGGAUUAGCUUUGUGUCUCAUCCUGACGUUUUCUUGCUGCUGGAUGUCAUUUGAGGUAUAAGAAAUAUUGAGCACGAGCUGAAGAGAUUGAGAGAGGUAUUCAUAGAGCUGGGAAUUGGACGCAAGCUACAGCGGAGGGUCAGAUCCAAUUCUUCCUUGGAUUCUCUCUCUAUCUAGAUCACUGAAGAACCAAUGGAUACAGGGAUGGCAAGGGCAGACAGCAUCAUUUCUGAAUAGUUCUUAAUCUUUUUAUCUUUUGGGGGGGUGGGGGUGGGCGGCAUCUCUAAGCUUUGGCUUUUGAAUAUGAUGCAGCAGGUAGCUGAGUACUCAAAGAAUCAACAAAGUGACAAGCACACACAUAUAUGCUUGGACACAAAAGAAGCUAGCAUAUGCAGAAACAGAACACACAUGUCACUUUGCUUUGAUCUAUGGACUAGUGUGAUUCAUCUCUCUUUUUGUCUUUCUCACACACACACACACACACUGUACCUCUCCCUUUCUCUUCUAUCAGUCAUUUCGUUCUUCAAUCUGUGUGGCUAUCUUCUACUAGUGCCGCCAAUUCAACUUAACUAAGGAGCUUGCUGAAGGACUCAACACACAUUGCUACAUCAUGCGUACGGAGGUUAUCCUGGCAGACACCAUUGAAGCAGCUGCAGAACGAAUUCUGAUUGAGAUCAGUAGCGAUGACACACAUACUGAGAGAAGCAAUGUGUUCUACUUCGAUGGUUGGGACGGGCUGGGCGCAUCUGCUGUCCUUAGAGCUGUUGCCCAGCGCCUUGCCACAGCUUCAGAAGCCCCGGCAGGCCUCAAGUUUGAUCAGGUCAUCAACAUCGACUGCUCCAAGUGGGUGAGCAGGAGAGCUAUGCAGAGAGUGAUCGCAGAGGAGCUGGAGCUUCCCGCUGAGUUUAUGGAGAUGAUAGAGACGCGUGAUGAGGAGGACGACUACCGUGGUGAAGACCAGAGCUCCCGUGAUGUGAUUCCACAAGUCAUCAACAGGGAGAUCUACCAAAGAUUACAGAACCGUAGGUUCCUGGUGAUCUUUUACAACGGAAGCAGUGAGGAGAUUGAUCUAGCCAAUCUUGGCUUCCCUCUGCAGGACUUGGGCUUCCAUUUGUACUCAAGCAACAAGGUCCUAUGGACAUUUCAGGGGAGUUUCCGGCUCAUGCCCAUGACAAAAGUCACCAGGGCUCUAGGGACCACCGGUGUUUUCCUAUCAGCAACCUCAAGCCAAGUGGGUCAAGACCCACAUGUGUUCUGGUCCUACCUUGUGCUGCAAGAGGCUGCACAGAUUGUUGCCAGCAAGGAUAACACUGGUGGCAGCAUCAUCGGUGAUCCAGCGCAGGUUGCCGAGUGCUUCUUGUACUUACUGGAUCUAUGUCUCAUGGGUCAUCACUUCAUAGUGGACUAUGACCUGGAAACUCAUGGCUGCAACUACUGGAUAUGUGACGGCAUCAUACAUGUACAACAUGGGCAGAGAGAGGUUGACCGCGACAUUGGAUUGUGGAAAGCUGUUGAAGCUCUGCAGCGUGAGAUGCGAAUGGAUGUGGAUUACUACCACCACCAUGACCACCAAGAUAUGCCUACUCACAUUGUCAAGUGUGCCGACUUCAGUCCACGCUGGACUUCUCCAACGUACCGUGUCGUUCAGAUCCUUGAGAGGGCCACGCCUGUCAGAUGCAGUCUUGAUCAUUAUGACAAACUUGGUGUCCUCAAGCUAUCCUACUGCACAUUUAGCUUCUCAUCGCCUCCAUUCCUGUGCUGCCAAAGCCUUAGAUUCCUAUGGCUCGACCACUGCCAGGACAUGCUGGAGAGCGGCCCAGAUGGAGCGGCACAGAUGUGGGAGGCAGAUGGCAUCCAGCAGUGCUUCCAAAGGCUGUGGGUGCUGGAUGUGCGCUACACAUGCUGUGAUCAGAUCUUGUCUGGACGGAUGCUAGAGUUCAUGACUCAGCUGAGGGUGCUAAAUGUGAUCGGAGCCGAGGAUUGGGACAUGCGCCAGUUGCAGGGGCAGCUUCCUAAUAUCUGCAAACUUGGAGUAGCAAAGUCUACAAUUGAAUGUGGUACAACUCUCUGGAAUGGUGACUUGUUGGCAGGGUCGAAACACUUGCGGUUUCUUGACCUCUCUGGUAACGAAAUAAUCAGUAGUGGAAAGAGUUGCAUAUCUGCCACAGAAAAAAGCUGCAGCCUGGAGACCAUCGUCAUUCAUCAAGGAUGUGCUGGACUAGAGAAGAUCUCAUUGGCCGGGUGUGCUCAGCUAGAGAAUGUACUCUUGACAGGAUCAUUCAAUGAGCUCGUGAGCCUUGAUAUCUCAGGAUCAGCUGUGAAGAGGCUGGAUCUCAGUGCGAUGAUAAUGCUGAAACUUAAUGAGCUAAUUCUACUAGACUGCAACAUGCUACGUGCAAUCCUAUGGCCUCCGGAAGGAAGAGAGAGAGAAUAUCCUGGCAAGCUGCGCAUUCGAACAAAAAAGGAGACUACCAUAGGCAGUGCUACUGCUCCAUCAGGAUUGACAAUGAUGUUUGGUAGUCUAGUCCCCGCCGAAUAUUUGUGGUGGUAUAUUUCAGUAUACGAUGAAAGGCUGCUCUGGUCACUUUUGCCCUUAAAACAGUAUUUCAGUUACCACUUUGUACAUUUCGAGAUUUCCUCUCCUGGUCGCCGACCAGAUGGCUUGGCAUGUACAAGUGAUGAAAUGAUCCUAGAAGUGACAACCCCAGAAGGUUAUAACACGUCAAUAUAUGUAGACGUCGCCAAGGGCCAACUGCUACAUGUGAAGGGAGAUGAAGGUGAUUCUCCUAUAUCCUUCACAAGGGUAUGGCCCUGCCCACGUGCUCCUGAUUUAGUCCCAUCAAACUGCUACCUGCACAUACAAGACUGGCCACAGGGAAGAAAACCACAACGAACUAGUCAAAAAACUGCUACCAUUACUAUUCCAGAUACUAUAUGCAACAGGACUGGCAGCAUACAUGUGCACGAUAGCUUGUACAUCACUCGGAUGCCAGACCCAGCACCUUCUGGUGCAAUCUGGGCUAAUCUUUUUUGGUGCCGAGUGGAGCGUUGCCCUAAAAUGGAUUGUGUAUUCACAAGUUCGUCCAUGGUAGGUGCUGAGAACAGGGACGACAGGAUCUUUUGGAGACUGGCAACGCUAUGGGUGUCCCAGCUUCCCAAGGCACGGUUCAUAUGGAGCUCGAGGAAACACGAGAUCAGCGGUUAUUCGUUUCUGGACCUAGACUUCGUGCAUGUGGACUUCUGCCCCCGGUUGACACAUGUUCUUCCCUUGUCCAUGGCAUUGAUCAGAGGAAGUGGCCUGGACAGUCUAACAACCCUAGAGAUUGUGUGGUGUGGAGAUCUGAGGGCAGUUUUCCCUUUGGACACUGAUGCCCAGAGCUACCAAGAUCAUCGGCGAAACCAGGCAAUCACCGUGGAAUUUCCUUCCCUUCAGCGUAUUCACUUGCACGAGUCACCAAAGCUGCAUGGCUUAUGUGGCCGUGGAAGGAUGUACGCACCAAAGCUUGAGAGCAUGGUGAUCAGGGGCUGCUGGAACCUCACACGCAUACCAUCCGUUGGCGAUGGCGGCGACCGCAUUACCAAGAAGGUGAAGUGCGACUGUGAGAAGGAGUGGUGGGACAGGCUCGAGUGGGACUGGCUUGAAGAAAGACACCAUCCAUCCCUAUAUGAGCCAACUCAUCCAAAAUAUUACAAGAAAACCUUGCUCAGGACCUCCGUGCUCAGAUGAGCAUUGCUCAAGCCUAAUAAUGGUGAUCGAUAUGGGCCAUGACCAGUGUGAUGUGCUGCUCUAUAUAUGGGCCAUGAUCUGUGGUCACCAGAGUGUUUGUUCUUCGAUUUCACCUGCAUGUGUGUUUUGGUUUUGCUUGUUGUUUUUCAAAUCUGUGACAUCGCAUCCACAGAAUAUUGUUCACUUGUUUCCAUGGUGUGUGGACUUCCGAUCUUGGAUUGUGGUCUGCUGAUCUGCGUCGCAACGCGAACUAUCUGCAAAAUGUAUCAGCUCUUCUCAGUAGACACAUAAAUAAAUAUGGGUGAGCCAAAAUGCAUUUGGUUAGUAGCUGGAUGUGUUUGCCCCCUCAUAAUAUUUGUAACUCUGUACUCUCCCUGGGUUUUCUGGUGUGGCGUGUAUUUGUCAGCAUUGUGUAAACUGAAUGACUGCUCCUACUGUUGUGCUUGCUCAAGCUACAAACAUAUAUAUAAAUGGAUCUGGACUUUUGUGUCUGCAGUAGCAGAAUUUGUA
Zea mays is the source of this 5308-nucleotide messenger RNA. RefSeq names its product Disease resistance protein RPS2. The transcript has 5 exons. The coding region runs from base 1682 to 4798 and encodes 1038 amino acids. The record is from RefSeq and is a predicted model, not a curated record. NCBI's taxonomy places the organism in Eukaryota, Viridiplantae, Streptophyta, Magnoliopsida, Poales, Poaceae.